This is a messenger RNA of Xenopus laevis (African clawed frog), 1366 nucleotides long. It is a transcript of the gene bpgm.L, whose product is annotated as bisphosphoglycerate mutase L homeolog. Gene Ontology annotation, molecular function: bisphosphoglycerate mutase activity; intramolecular phosphotransferase activity; phosphoglycerate mutase activity. The record is from RefSeq and is marked provisional. NCBI's taxonomy places the organism in Eukaryota, Metazoa, Chordata, Amphibia, Anura, Pipidae. Gene Ontology annotation, biological process: glycolytic process.
CGAUCAGUGCAGAUCAUUUCUCCUGUAAUGCUUAAGCACAGAGACUCUGGGCACAGCAACUGCAGCAACAACAGCAGAAGAAGAGACAGUGGCAGCUUUGCUAUGUCCCUCCACCUACAGACCUGAAAACACUUGACUGGACCUGCCUUGCUCUGCACAACCUGAUCCAGCCCUGGCACCAAACUUGCUGCACUGCCCACCCUGCAGCACAAGAGGUGACUCCUGAACAAACAAGACUCUACUUACUUAAAGAUCUGGGAGACAGAUAACAACAUGUCAAAAUAUAAACUUGUUAUGCUGAGACACGGCGAAGGUGCCUGGAACAUUGAAAACCGCUUCUGCAGUUGGGUUGACCAAAAGUUGAGCCACGAUGGGCUCAGAGAAGCUGAGGAGUGUGGGAAGAAGUUGAAAUCUUUGGGGUUUGAGUUUGACCUUGUCUUCACUUCCAUCCUGAGUCGAUCCAUACAAACAGCAUGGCUGGUAAUGCGGGAGCUGGACCAAGAAUGGGUCCCCGUCCAGAGUUCAUGGCGACUCAACGAACGUCAUUACGGAGCUUUGAUAGGUCUUAAUCGAGCAGAACUUGCUCUGAAUCAUGGAGAAGAACAAGUGAAAAUCUGGCGAAGAAGCUAUGAUGUCUCCCCACCACCCAUAAAUGUGAAUCACCCUUAUUAUCAAGAAAUUCACACUGACCGGAGGUAUACAACUUGCGAUAUUCCAAACGAAAAACUACCAAAGUCCGAAAGCUUAAAACAAGUACUCGAACGACUUCUUCCAUAUUGGAACGAAGUGAUCGUACCGGAAAUUAGGAACGGAAAACGUGUUCUGAUAUCGGCACAUGGCAACAGCACAAGAGCACUUCUUAAGCACUUGGAAGGAAUCUCUGACUCAGAUAUUGUGAACAUUUCUCUUCCUACCGGCGUCCCUGUGCUCCUUGAACUCGAUGAGAAUCUACAUCCCAUCAAGCCUCACGAAUUCUUGGGCGACCAGGAGGCCAUCCGAGCUGCUAUAAAGAAAGUGGAAGAUCAAGGAAAAGUGAAACCUAAUGAUAAAUAAGGAAAUGCCCUAAGUGUUUCCCUUUUUGACAAGAAUCUGCGGUGCUUUGUUACAGUCUCUUGUUUGUAUAACACAGUGUAAAUAGAAUCUUAUUUUUAUUGUUGGUUGCAGGUCCAUAUUGACAUUUAUUUGCUCAAUAAAUUACUCCAAAAAUCUUAAAAGUCCAAUGCUGAGGUCAAAUAGGUGGUACCAAUACACUCCCUUGUAAAGGUUCCAUUUGAUGCAGUUACCCACAGUGAGUUGCAGGUUAGGAUAGAAUGUGUUCCAAAAUAUGAGCCCCCUGAAAUGUCAUUAGUAACUAUCAGCCUCCCAA